GUCACGAGUUGGAUAGUGGACGGCCGGCGGCUCGCUCGGAAGGGGAUCGGCUGGGUCACGGCGCUGCAUGAGAGAGUGCGGAGAGGGAGAGAGAGGGGAGGAAGAGAGGUGGUGGUGGAAGUCCGAGAAAGCGAUUGGUGGAGACAGUGACAUGUCUCCGGUAAACGCCGAGUGCUGAGUGUUUCCGGGAGCCUGGAGGCGGGCAGUAGCGGUAUGCUGAUCUCUUCUCAUCUAACUGAAAACUGAGGUGACUUUUCGAGUGCUAUUUCUCAUAGAAGCCUGAUGGUAGUGCAGUGGAAGUGCUGCAGAAGUUACCGGCGUUUCUACUGUCUAUGACAGUGUUCCUUGGUCAUCUCAACAACUUCGUGAAACUUUGCACUGCAGGAGCAUUACAGUUCUCUGGUCAGAUUUGACCGUCGUCCGCCGAGUGCUCAUCCCUGCGGCUCCCCUUCCCCGUCCCCUCCCCACCGUGCCGCCGAGACGUCCUCGGGCGGGGCCGGCGCCGACGACAGGUCAGCUGAUCGGUGUCGUCGGUGGGCCUCCGGGCAGACGGAGGGUCAGUCGGCAGAGGAGACGGUCGGCCGUCGUGGCUGGGGCUGGAGUCCACCGGCUUGAUCUCAGAGACCUGCAAACUGGGCGCCCGGUUGGUGGUGAGGAAGUGCCAUUGUGAUCAGAGACUCAACUGCAAUCAUGUGCAGCCUGGUGAACCUGGUGUACCCAACAAUCGUUGGUGAUCCGUUGUGAUAUGACUUUGGUGACCCGGUGUUGACCUGCGGUCCAUUUUACCCUACCGGUGACCGACUCACUCCGUCCCAAUGGCCGUGUCUUUCGCUGCGCUGGUGUGUGCGGGUGUGAUCGCCUGUGUGGUGAUCUCCCUGCUACUGGCCGGCUGUGACCUGCGCCUGCUGACCGCCGAGCUACGGGCGGACAGCGAGGACGACUCUGGCUACGACCCGUCGGUAACCCACGACGAACCUGCGCGCCACCCGGUCCCCACCGCCACCGGGGAGCAGAGCGGCCCGGCGGCGCCGGCUGACCCCGACCAGGUCACGGCUGAGGUCAGAGGUCACCUGGAGAACGUGGUGGAGACGCUGCUCGGAGCGUCCAUCCAGAGCGCCAGCAUCCGACCCGCCGCCACCGACGCAGCGCUGUACAGAGAGUACCACCCGAAACUGGUGGCGGCCAUCAACAGACUGACCCGAUCCCUCUGCAUGACGCUGCAAAACAGGCCGCUCGAUGAGGCGUGCAGUCCGACCACCACGCUAGCCGAGCUGAAGGCGGUGAUACAGGAGGCUCAGGAGGCCAGCAUGAGGCUGCCGCUGCCGGAGGACAUGGGGUCUGACCAGGUGACCCCGGCGGAGGCCCGGGACAGUCUGACCUCCCCGGACGGCUGUGGGGAGGAGCCCAACUCACACACCUAUGAGGAGAUCCUGGCCACGGCCGUCCUCAGUCGCCUGGCAGAGAAGGCCCGCCGCACCGCCGCCGCCUCGUUCUGCGAUGCGGCCGUGCAGUCGGAUGACCUCAUACCGCCGGAGUCGUGUGACGUCAUCCGUCCUGUAGAGUGCGCCGCUGUGCGUGACGUCACCCGGCCUGUGGGCUCGGCGCCGCCGACGGGAGGGCGCGUGGACCAAUCAGAGGCCACAGACGGCGAGGAGGGACUGAGUGACGUCACAGGAGGGGUACUGGAGAUCACGAUUGAGGAGGAGAUUGAGGAGAUCGUCACCUAUGACGACGGUGACGGGACUGCUAGCGGCGGCGGCGGCGCCACCCCGACUGGCUCGGAGACGGACGGCGAGGGGGGCAGCAGGCGGACGUCGGUGGCCUCGCUGGCAUCCACCCUGCGCUCCAGCAGGAGCAGUCGCGACCACUCCGGUGACGAUCUGUCACUGCCGGGUCCGUCCAUUUCCUACUCUGACCUGACGUUCGGUGGCGGACAGUCGGUGCCGUUCCCAGAACUGGGCAGGAGCCUCACUGAAGUCUCUCCGCUGGACGAGGGAGAUGACGAUGAGUCGGGUGACGGCACCUCGUGGGAGGAGAACUGGCUGUUCCGGCGACGCCGGCUCACACAGGCUAACCGUCUGCUGGGAGAGGAGCCCGUACCGAUGCUGGUGCCGGACCCCAGUCAGCCCACCGCCGUCACUGUCGGGGCGCGAGAUGUGGACGAGCUGUCGGAGCUGUCGGAGCGCGGCUCGGAGUCGAGUCUGGACGACUGGACGGCCGGACCGCCCUCCCUGUCCGACGUCCCUCCGGUCACACACCAGGACGUUACCAGUCGACUGAAGGCGGCCAGGGAUGCUGAUCGGGACCGGUACCUGACCGCGGCGCGCAUCAACGCAACGCCGAGUAGUGGGUCGGGUCCCACCGAAUCUGCGGAGCGACCUACGGAGAAGCGGCGCUCGUCGACCGACGCCACAUCCCUGGCUGUCACCACCCGCGUUCAACCUGCCCCCGUCUCCUCUGUCCGUCCCACCGCCGGCGUCAGCACCCCAGAGUCUUCCCGGUCCCGUGCAAUGAGCUGGUCUUCAGUGCCCUCUGACGUGGACCAAGCGUUCAGCGCGGUGUCGGAGCGUCUGGCGGCUGGCUCACCUCCCCCAUCGAGCUCCAGUCCUGCCGCCGGGGCUGGUUUGGAGUCAACGCAGACGGACUCUGCGUCCUCCGCCGCGAAGAGCACGCUCUCCGCUGCAGAGAGGACUAGACAGGGCUCCUCCGAGAGGACGACACCCUCCGCACCCGAGAGGACAGUGUCCUCCGCGCCGUCCUCCGCUGUCGAGAGGACGGUGACGCGGUCGGAGGUCAUCCCUCCGCCGCUGGAGGUGACUCGAAGUCGGGAGGAGCCCUCGCGGACCGACAGUGUGCAGCAUCGUCUGGCCACCAGAACUGCGCCGGCUGGUGUGGGCACAGAGCUGAUGAUACAGGCCGGGAACAUCGCUCAGUUCCGAUGUCGAGUACCCGUCACCGAGGGGUCAGAGACACACUGGCUGCGGGAGGGAGCGGUGCUGGAGUCGGACGACCGUCACGAGAUGUACCGAGUUCGGGACCAGCACCACCUGCUGGUGUACGGCGUCACCAGGCGCGACGCCGGACGCUACUCGUGCCUGGUGCUGUCUGGUGACGGCGCCGAGACCUGGCACCACUUCACUCUCAGGGUUCUCGGCUCCGCCCGGCCACCCCAGCAGCCCCGGUUCUCCGUCGCCCCCGAGGCCACUCUUCAGCCGGUGGACGGGGCGGCCCUGAGACUGGCGGUACGGGUGGUGGGCCAGCCCGAGCCCAGGGUGACCUUCCUCAGAGAAGAGCGGCCACUGCGGCACUCGGACACCGUUCGGAUAGAGCGUCACAGUGGCGGCGAGUGGGUGCUGGUCGUCCAACCAAUCCGUCCGGCUGACUCUGGCCAGUACAGUGUCCGAGCCGACAGCAGCGCCGGCGCGGUCAGCCGACCGUUCCUGGUAGAGGUGCAGCCGCCGCCAGAGGUCCCCGCCGCGCCGCUGCCGCCGCCCAGCCCGCCGGCCGUCAGACACGCGGUUCGAGAGAGGACGACCCGUCCUGCCGCCUCUCCCAGUCCAGUGACAUCCCCUUCCACUCCGAUGACGUCACCACCCAGUUACGUCACAUCCCGAGACGAAGCUCUCAAGGAGACCAGUCUGACAGAGGCGUGCAACUCUGUGAUCCUACGGGCGCGGCCGGCGAGGGUCCGGUCUCCGGCGGACGGCGGGCGGGACUCGGAGUCAGACGGAGACGGGGACGGAGACGGAGAGAUCUGUCUGCCGCAGCCGCCGCCAGGCACCAUAGCGGAGCGGGAGCACCGUAAAUGGGAGAACGCCGUGGCCAUGCCCAACAACCCGUACACUCUGGAGCGGGUGAAACAGCGGCGGCGGAGCCGGCACCUUGACCGCACCGGCUACUACGCCACGUCGCACUACAGUUCUGGAGAGGAUGUCUCGGACCAUGACCUGGUUUCUACCGACCCUUCCAACAAGAUCGACUGCGGACUCAAGUCCAUCAACUCGGAGAGAUACCGGCGGGACUACUACAUCAACGCCAGCGCCCGGGGUCGCUGGUCGUCUGUCCCGUCCGCCAGCCGACGCCAGGGCGGCAGCGUCGCCGGCGGCGGCGUCUCGUCGCGGCCCGUGUCGGCGCUCUCAGAGGAGCCUCUGCCGCCGCUCUCCGUGCGCGGCUCCAACGACGACCUGCGCUCGGCGGGCGCCGGGUCGGUCUACCACUCCACCGAGUCUCUAGCUGUGACUGAGCGAGUCUCCAGCGUGUCUCCGUCCGCAGCGUCCGGCGGGGGACUCUCCGAACGACGGCCGUCCACCCGCUCCUCAGCUGCCUCUCCGGCGGUGGCGGAGGAAGAGAUGCCUCCCGAGGGGACCGUCCGCUCGGCUGUCCAGCGCAUGCAGCAGCUCAGUCGGUCGGCCGAGGAGCUGGCUGGUCAGAGACGCCGAUCGACUCCGCCCGCCGACGCCGUCGACGGGCGCAGCACCCUGUCGGUCUCGCCGUCGGUUCUGAUGACGACCACUCCUCCGCCGCCGCCGGUGGAGGAGGAACCGGACGCGGAGGAGCCGUGUGAACAGCAGGAGGCGGAGGAGGAGGUGCGCCGCUCACCCCUAUACGUCCAUGUGGAGGAGGAGGAGGCCCACGAACCACCGACCACCCAACCAACCGGGGAUGGUGGUCUGGAGCAGCGUCCCAGCCCGGACGGACGGGAGAGCCUGGCCUCCCCCGGCUCUGCGGAUCCGCCGCCUCAGCUGCCGUCCGUGAAGGAGCUGCGCAACCACUUCCAGGCCGGAGGAGCGCCGCCACAGCCGCAGAAACAGGUGUCACCGCUCUACAACGCCAGUGUGCUCAUCAUCGAAAAGGCCGACCAAGAGUCCGAGGCCUGGGACGAGCCCCGAGAGCUGCGGAAGGUUGAGAAGCUCAGGAGGAAGACCUCCGACCACAAGGUGCACAGUCUGACUGCUCGGAGCGUAUCCCGUGAGUUCCGCGAGGGCCUGAAACUCGGCGCUCCCAUCUCCCUCAACACAGGCAACAUCCGCGACCCAGGUCUACUGUCUGGCCGCCGUCCGGUCGCCGACUGCGGCAUCCAGGAGCGCCAGCAGGAAUCAGAGGAGGAGGGUGAGCUGGAAAUGGCCCCUGGCCUGCGGCUGGUCGCCUCCCGAGCCGCCUUCUGGGACCGAAAGGUCGCCCAGGAGCUGAGCUGAGCUGAGCUGGGGAGCUGAGCUGGAGAGCUGGGGAUGAGCUAGAUGAGCUGUGAAGACCGGUGGUGGAGGUUGGACCGUCACUAGAGGCGAUCGAGCGCGGCUGAGGCGAUGUGAUGAGACUGGUGGUGUCACAACCAGCCUGCAGUCGCCACCGAGGCAGUGACAAUGCCGACUCCCUCUGAGUAUAUACGCGGACGGAAUCAGUCGUGUCUGGGGUCUACCGUAGUGAGUAGACCGCAGCUCACCCCGUGAGUCGGACUGGAACUGCCCGAGAGUCGGACGGAUUUCAUGGGACUUCCUGAGACCGCCUACGGUCGCUUUAACUAGCCACCGCUCUUUGGAACUCCCUCCGCGCGUUACAGUGAUUCAGGGAUCAGGCUUCCGCUUUUGAACGACGCCCGGCAGUUUUGUAUCUGCGUGUGUCCCCCGGUGCCUUUGGUCUUGAGGAUCUCACUGUUCAGUGCUAGAAGUCGCGGUGUGAGCCUUGUUACCCUAUGCAAUAUCGGCGUCAUAUCUUUGACCGGCACUGAAGUACUGGUGUCUCUACUUAACAUGAUGUGUGUGAUCCGGUGAGGUUCCUUGUUGAGGAAGAUUCUUUAGUGAAUCGGUGUCAGAAUGGGCGCUGCUUUAUCGUGUCUUUUCUUUGUUGUGUCUUAUAUUUCUGCUGGAUAUGAUCGAUAUAUAAUAUCUGUAAAUAGGAAUUUAUGUUACUUCGCUGCGUAAAUUUGCCGGUGAUUUUGAUUUACAAUGUUUACAACUUGUGAAUAGCCACUGGACGAAAUAUAUUUUAAUAACUGACGAA
Messenger RNA from Amphibalanus amphitrite, 5997 nucleotides. RefSeq names its product mucin-5AC-like. The transcript is spliced from 21 exons. Gene Ontology annotation, biological process: cell-cell adhesion; intracellular protein transport; axon guidance. The record is from RefSeq and is a predicted model, not a curated record. Bases 816 to 5195 code for a protein of 1459 amino acids. NCBI's taxonomy places the organism in Eukaryota, Metazoa, Arthropoda, Thecostraca, Balanomorpha, Balanidae. Gene Ontology annotation, cellular component: cortical actin cytoskeleton; plasma membrane; axon. Gene Ontology annotation, molecular function: small GTPase binding; myosin binding; actin binding.